GAGCGCCUAGAAGGAAGAAGUAGCCGUUACUUUUUCUUUGUGAAUUCUCAGUAUUCAAUCUUCACGUAGUCAUUCUAACCGUUUCCGGUGACAUAGAGCGGUAUUUUCCCGGCGGCCCUCAUGGAGUCGAACAGAAAAUCCAUCGGAGUUUCGGAAAACAUCGAUCCCAAUACAUCAAGCCCUGGUUCAAAGAUCACCGGCUCUCCUUCGAUCACCACAUCCGCGAUGAAAGCUUCGAAAUCAGCCCAGAAAAGCCCAAAUCCGGCGGAUUUCGGUUCGAAGAUCACCAGUUCUCCAUCAAUCGCCAAUUCAGCGAAGAAAUCAUCAAAAUCGGCUUCUUCUCCCUCGCCGCUGCAGAAGAAGAUUCGGCAGAGGAAGUUCGUGGUGGCCAAGCGGAAUCCGAAGUCGAAGAAGGAGAGCAAUGAUUCUUCGAAAGCGUCACAGCUGGUGGCUUGUAAGUGCGGAAAGGGCGGUGGGAGGAAGUGUUCGUGCGUCGCGUAUGAGUCUCUUAGGGCUUCGCACGAAGAGUUCUUCAAAAGCCUCCGAUCAAUUGGCUGCGAGGAAACUAAUCUGGAGGCGUUGCAGAUGCGCAUUGGGGCGGAGAUCGGAAGUAACGAAUUAGAGGAGGGGAAGAGCAACAAAGACACUGUGGAUGGUUACUGUAAUUUGGAAUCAUCGAACGCACACAAGGUGAUCGGUGAAAUGGGCGUGAAGAGAAGUAGGGACGAGUUGUUAGGAGAUGGUGGGGAGAGGGAGAAUGUGGCUGUGGCUCAACAUAGUUCUGGAAAAGUGAUGAAUCUAGUUCAGGCUUUUGAGAAACUUCUCAAAAUUCCACAUGAUACUGAGGAGGAAGAAGAUCAUAAAAGGGGGUUUAAAUUAGAAUUUUCUAGCCAAAGGGACUGUCCAUCUUCUUCCUUUCACCCAUCAGUUUGUGUACUCACCCGUGAAAGUCUAGGGAUGUGUUCACAGGGCUCACUUUCUUUCGAUAGCAGCCAUGGAAGAACUUCAAGCCAGAUAUCUGAAGGACGAAAGAGUAGGCGUAAUAGUUCGGAAUCGUUUGGGGUUGCUUCUAGAAGGCACCAAAAGAGAAGGCAACUUAAAGCAACCUUCCAGAAGCCAUUCAAUCUUAGAACUGAGCAAAGAGGAAGGUAUAAGGAGGAAGAAUUUCAUAACAAACUAAAGCAGAUGGAGGAAGAAGACAAGAAAAACCGGAUUCCAAUUGCACAAGGUCUUCCAUGGACAACAGAAGAGCCAGAGUGCCUCGUGAAGCCUCCUGUGAAAGAGAGCACAAGGGCAAUUGAUCUCGUACUACACAGCGAUGUGAGGGCUUUAGAUCGAGCAAAGUUCGACCAUAAGGUGGCAGAGAAAUUGAGCUUCAUCGAACAGCAGAAAAUGGAAAGGGAAAGACUACAAAAGUUGGAGGAAGAAGAGGAGAUCCGAAGGCUUAGAAAGGAGCUUGUCCCGAAAGCUCAACCACUGCCUUACUUUGACAGGCCCUUCAUCCCUCGAAGGUCCGAAAAGGCCCUGACUUUUCCGCAAGAACCGAAAUUCCAUAUUCCUCAGCACAAGAAGAUCAAAUGCUGCAAUGUGAGUGAGCAAGGGUUUCAGUUUAGAGGAUCAUGGCUUCAAUUUGAUAGCAAUAGCUAUUGAUCACACUCUCUUAGAGCUAGAGUUUGUGUUGCUUGGAACCAUUGCAUUGGAAAAACAUGAAAACACCACAUAAAGAGCAUUCUUUUUU
Molecule: messenger RNA, 1738 nt
Organism: Cuscuta campestris
Lineage: Eukaryota; Viridiplantae; Streptophyta; Magnoliopsida; Solanales; Convolvulaceae
Source: the annotation of a GenBank genome assembly